Megalobrama amblycephala (Wuchang bream) is the source of this 2284-nucleotide messenger RNA. RefSeq names its product terminal nucleotidyltransferase 2 (gene tent2). Gene Ontology annotation, cellular component: cytosol. The record is from RefSeq and is a predicted model, not a curated record. Gene Ontology annotation, molecular function: poly(A) RNA polymerase activity. The coding region runs from base 169 to 1635 and encodes 488 amino acids. NCBI's taxonomy places the organism in Eukaryota, Metazoa, Chordata, Actinopteri, Cypriniformes, Xenocyprididae. The transcript is spliced from 15 exons.
ACAUGGGACUUUUAUUUUGAAAACACACUCGCGUGCGCAAUAACCCGGAAGCAGAGGAUAUGGUGUUUUGAUAUUUUUAUACACGCGUGUUCUUCUCUCUCUUACCAAACCUGCCUGCUACACUGUGCAGGCAGUAACGUUAGAUGUUUGCUCUGGCUGAGGAGGAGGAUGUUCCCUAGAGCUUAUAUCUUCUCCCAUAAAGAUGGGCCAGCUGAACAUUUAUCCCAGCACAUUCUACCUCACACUGUGUCCCAGCAACAGAGAAUUGAAGCCCAUCUGAAUGAAACAAACGUCACUGGUCCACCGACAAGUGUUCCUCGUUUCAUUCCGACUUACCAAUGGACACCAGCGGAACUGCCGGAUGUUUCUUGCAGUCCAAAUGGAGUAACAGGAAGCAACAGAAAGAGAAGGAGACCCAAUCAGAGUCAGAAUGACCUCAAGAAACAGCGCUUCACUUCUCCAGGUCCUAGCAACCAGCCUGCCAGAAAUGCCAACUUUACCUCCCAACCGGUGGCUGGACCAGUGACAGGCAGAGAAGCGUGUAAUUCUCAUUCCAGUGACCCAACAUGCUCAUCUCCCACCUCUAAACCAGGAGGCUGUGUGCCAUCUCUGAGAGAGGGAUCCCAUCAGAGCACUUUCAACCCAUCUUCUGUCAAUGAUAAGCUAAGUCAGCAGAUUCUCAACCUGUUUCAUGCUUGUGAGCAACAGAAUGAUGAUCUGGAGAAGAAGGAACAUUGCAGAGCAGCGCUGCAGAGGGAUAUCCAGACAAUCUUCCCAGGUGCACAAGUCUUCUUGGCCGGGUCAUCUCUAAAUGGCUUUGGUAGUCGCACCAGUGAUGCUGAUCUUUGUCUUGUCAUCGAAGAGGGAGCAGUAAACCACAGAACUGAUGCGGUAUAUGUUCUUAGUCUUGUGCGGACAUUGUUUUACAAGCUGUCUUACAUUGAGAGGCCUCAGCUCAUCAGAGCCAAAGUGCCCAUUCUGAAGUUUAGGGACAGAGUCAGUGGUGUAGAGUUUGACUUGAACUUCAACAACACUGUUGGUAUCAGAAACACCUUCUUACUGCGGACGUAUGCCUAUGUCGAAAAACGUGUUCGUCCUAUCAUCCUUGUAAUAAAGAAAUGGGCCAGUUACUACUGCAUCAACGAUGCCAGCCGAGGAACGCUGAGCAGCUACACAUUGGUUCUUAUGGUCCUGCACUACCUUCAGACCCUUCCCGAUCCUGUCAUUCCAUGCCUUCAAAUGGAUUAUCCAGAGUGCUUCAACCCUAAGAUGGACAUUCAUCUUGUGCCAAGUGGACCAAGCAAUAUUCCGGCCUUUGUGUCUAAAAACCAAUCGUCACUGGGAGACUUGCUCUUGGGUUUCCUGAAGUACUAUGCCACUGUUUUCAAAUGGGAUAAGUAUGUGAUCUCUGUGCGCGAGGCAAAAACUUUCCCCAAGACCAGCUGCCGAGAAUGGAGAGAGAAGUUCAUCUGUGUGGAAGAACCAUUUGAUCGUACAAACACAGCCAGAGCAGUUCAUGAGAGAAUUAAGUUUGAAGCCAUUAAAGCACAAUUCAUAAAGUCCUACCAGGUUCUGCAGCAGCGAAAAGAUCUCAACUUCAUCCUGCCCCUCAAAAACACAAGACCAAAAAGAUAGCAAGACUUUAGGCUGCCCUCAGAUAAGUAAGAAUAAACAUACCGAAUGGAUUAAACCUGGCGUCUUCAAAUACCAUUUGGACAUUGUGAGAAGAAAUGCUUUAGACUUUUACAGAGGGCUUUUGGGUAUACUGGACAUUUUGGAAUGUGUUGAGCCAAAUCCAUUGAGCUGACGGGGAUAUAAUCAGAUCGUCCCUGAGCAUCAGUGUCUAUGUCUGAGAUGUACAUGUAAUGUCAGACACUGAGCAAUAUCUUUUGCCCAUAUAGUACACAGUUUGUAUUCAGGAAAUGAAUUUACUGUUUCAAAAGCAUUUAUUCUCUGAGCAAUUUUGGGUUUAUUAGCUAUUAAUCCUUUUCCAGCUCACUGAAUUUAAUUAAAGCAAAACAGCAACAAAAGAAAAAAAUUCUAAUCUUGCUUUAUGCACAACUUUUCUGUGAUCUUUGUUUUCCCCAAAAACCCCAAAUUGUAUAUUUAAAAAAAAAAAAAAAUUAGAAAUAAAACGCUUUUCUUUCUGGCAAUUGAGUACUUUUACCUGAACAUUUUCAGUGGUUGGUUUUCUAUUUGUUUCUUAUGUUCUGUCAUGUUUGUAUAGUUUGUACAGUCUUUUAAAUGUUUAUUUAAAUGAUUAAAAUGUCACUAUGGAAUUGUA